This is a messenger RNA of Coniophora puteana RWD-64-598 SS2, 2214 nucleotides long. Its product is annotated as glycoside hydrolase family 5 protein. The coding region runs from base 1 to 2214 and encodes 737 amino acids. Gene Ontology annotation, cellular component: cell surface; extracellular region. The transcript has 8 exons. NCBI's taxonomy places the organism in Eukaryota, Fungi, Basidiomycota, Agaricomycetes, Boletales, Coniophoraceae. Gene Ontology annotation, biological process: glucan catabolic process. The record is from RefSeq and is a predicted model, not a curated record. Gene Ontology annotation, molecular function: beta-glucosidase activity.
AUGGGUCACGCUGCUCGGGAUAGUUUGUUCCGCGGUUCAGUAGGUUCGGAGAACACGUACCAUACCUCCCCCUCUGCCGCUGGUUCCUCUGUCUACGCCCUCAACCCAGAUGGCGGCCGUGCUACUCCCAACGAGUAUGGCGUCUACCACGAUAACCACUCGGCCGAGAACCUUGACGAGCAGGCCGGCGGUGUUGGUCAAACCCCGCAGCGAACUUACCUUGCAGAGAAGCGUUCUGCCUACGCCGCCCCUCCGCGGAAGAAGCGUGGUAUCAUCAUUCUUGCCGCCGUCGCCGGCCUCGUCGUCAUCGUCCUUGUCAUCGCCCUUCCUGUCUACUUCACUACUAAGAAGAAAAACAACGACGACCUUAGCGGAGGCGCUUCGGGGGGAUCGAGCUCUGGCGGUGGCGGCGGUGGCAACCCUGGGUCCAAUGCCGUCGUCACCGGUGGCAACGGAAGCAAGGUCACACUCGCAAACGGCACCACCUUCACUUAUCAGAACGACUUCGGCGGUACUUGGUAUUGGGACCAGAACGACCCGUUCAACAACAACGCUCAGUGCAACUCGUGGACGCCUCCACUUAACCAGACGUUCGUCCCGGGGACCACCAGGAUCUUUGGUAUCAGUAUUGGCGGUUGGCUCGUGACCGAACCUUUCAUUGUCCCUUCUUUGUACGAGAAGUACAUCAACGCGUCUACCGUGGCGGUCGAUGAGUGGACGCUGAGCACCAACAUGCGAGCCGAUACGUCGAAUGGCGGCAUUAACCAGCUUGAGGACCACUACAAGACGUUUAUUACGGAGCAGGACUUCGCCGAAAUGGCUGGCGCUGGUUUCAACUACGUCCGGAUACCUCUCCCAUAUUGGGCAAUUGAGGUCUGGGAUGGCGAGCCCUUCCUCGAGGGGGUGGCAUGGCAAUAUUUCCUCAAGGCUAUUCAAUGGUGCCGCAAGUACGGUCUUCGGAUCAACCUUGACUUCCACUCGCUUCCCGGGAGCCAGAAUGGCUGGAAUCACUCUGGCAAGCUCGGCUCAAUUAAUGUCCUGAACGGCCCGAUGGGUGUGGCCAACGCACAGCGCUCGCUCGACUACAUUCGUAUCCUCGCCGAAUUCAUUUCGCAGCCCGAAUACAGUGAUGUUGUCACCAUGUUCAGUGUCACCAACGAGCCUGCUGCAAACGACUUUGGCCAGGAUCCGCUGGAGAGAUAUUACGUUCAGGCCUACAACAUUGUGCGGGAGGCCAGUGGUACCGGAGCAGGCAAGGGCCCAUACAUUGUCCUACACGACGGUUUCGUGGGCCUCCCGCAGUGGACUGGGUUCUUGCCCAACUCCGACCGCGUUGCUCUUGACGAGCACCCUUACCUGUGCUUCUCUACUCAGUCCGAUGCCCCGAUCACCUCGUACACGAGCACGCCCUGCAACGCGUGGGGCAGCGAGUUCAACACCUCGAACGGUGCUUUCGGCCUGACCAUCUCCGGCGAAUUCAGUAACGCCGUUACUGACUGUGGCAAAUGGGUCAACGGCGUCAACCAGGGCUCGCGCUAUGAGGGCGACUACUACCAGGGCAGCUGGCCUACCAUCGGCAGCUGUGAUUCAUGGAAUGAUUGGCAGAGCUGGGAUAAUGCCACUAAGGCAGGCUAUAAGCAGUUCGCUAUGGCUUCCAUGGAUGCUUUCCAGAACUUCUUCUUCUGGACAUGGAAGAUCGGUGCUUCGUCUGUCUCAGGCACUGUUGAGGCACCUCAAUGGUCAUAUCAGCUUGGACUGCAGAACGGAUGGUUGCCAACCGACAUCCGUCAGUCGAGCGGCAUCUGCCCGAACCAGAACAUAUGGUCGCCACCUUUCCAGCCCUGGCAGACUGGAGGCUCGGGCGCCGGCCAGAUCCCCGCUUCUGCCACCCAGGAUCUCACCUGGCCGCCGCCGACUCUGUCGAACUCCGGCUUCGCCACGAAUGCUGCCAGCUUCCCCACUUACACACCCACCGGGACGCUCACCACGCUCCCUGGCCCUACCUUCACCACGUCGUCCGGCAAGAGCCAGGGCACCGCCAGCGCAGGCGACGGCUGGGCGAACCCAUCCGACACGCAGAAGGCCAUGACACCCGUCUCAGGGUGCAGCUACCUCGAUCCAUGGGUUGGCCCCACGUCGCCACCUGCCAAGUGCAAAGCUGGCGGUGGUGGUGACCGUCGCCGCGCCUAUCCCCCGACGCCGUCUCCCACAUGA